AUGUGGGACGGUCAUGCCUUUCUCAGCCUUCCGAUCCGAGUCCAUGGAGCAUGCGUAAACACCAAGGAGGAGCUGGUGGCUGCUUGGGGUGAAAGUCUGCACAACAGCGCCGACGGUCGCGGUUUACGAGAAGACGCAAAGCGGAUUUACAAGAAAACAUACUACUCGCAUGCCACUCCCAUCAGUAGUAUCACUGUUGCACCACAACCACUGAAUGCCCGAAAUCUACGGAGAAUCUCAGUUCCGCGAGAUGUUGACCAGACAGAUAACGCCCCCGCAAUAUGCAGCACGUCACAGCCUUGUAUCAAACCCAGACAGCGAGAGUCAGCGUUGAUCAAGGUCAGGCAACGCCCCCGCAAUAUGCAGCAAGUCGCAGUCUCGUAUCAAAGCAAGACCGUGUGGGCGCAGGCCCCCAGUUUCCGUCAACAUUAUGUUCUACUUCAAACCAAAUUGCACGAAAUUCGCGAAGUACAUUCAUUUGCAAACGAAUUCGUUUUUUUUUCGAGACUCACCUGGAACCCAGCUGAAUCUUUUGUUUAUGAUUUUCCCAGACAACUGAAUCAACCACUGAAUGCCCGAAAUCUACGGAGACUCUCAGUUCCGCGAGAUGUUGACCAGACAGAUAACGCCCCCGCAAUAUGCAGCACGUCACAGCCUUGUAUCAAACCCAGACAGCGAGAGUCAGCGUUGAACAAGGUCAGGCAACGCCCCCGCAAUAUGCAGCAAGUCGCAGUCUCGUAUCAAAGCAAGACCGUGUUGCUGAACUCCAUCGAGAGCUACCGACCGGUUUCGCCCUUCUUGGGGCUCAUCAGGUGGGCGCAGGCCCCCAGUUUCCGUCAACAUUAUGUUCUACUUCAAACCAAAUUGCACGAAAUUCGCGAAGUACAUUCAUUUGCAAACGAAUUCGUUUUUUUUUCGAGACUCACCUGGAACCCAGCUGAAUCUUUUGUUUAUGAUUUUCCCAGACAACUGAAUGUGCUGCACUUCAAGUUUCAGUCGCUACGAUACUCGAGAUAUCGCAAAACAUGUAUAUUCAUACACACAACUCAUGUAACUAGAUUCGGACGAAUGCCGAAAGUAAUUAUACCGUUGCCUAUUUGUUCGGCCGUCAGCAGAAGUCUCCACCGUCCGGAAACAAGAAGCAGUCUGACAGUGAGUUGGCCGUACAGAGAUAACGGCGCGGAAAAUCAGCACGUCUGGGAUGUGAGGGACUGUCUUUCAGUUGGCGACGCGAUGCGGCAGCUCGUGUCACGUGAUAGGUCAGAUUGCGCGGACUUUACACGAUACUCUCGUGAUGGUGGUAGUGUUGGUAGUGUUGAUGAUGGUGGCGGUGGUGGUGGUGUUGGCGGCGGUGUUCGUGGUGGUGUUCGUGGUGGUUUUGGUGGCGGUGGUGUUGGUGGAAUUGGUGGUGAUGGUGUUGGUGGCGUUGGUGGUGGUGAUGAUGAUGUUGACGCUGAGUGUGAUGGCAGUUUUAUUAGUGGCGGUAGCGGUGGUCGUAGCAGUUGUGUUUAUGUUGGUUGUGAUGGCGUUGGCGGUAAUGGUGAUGGUGGUAUUUGA
This is a messenger RNA of Opisthorchis viverrini, 1557 nucleotides long. RefSeq lists its product as hypothetical. Lineage: Eukaryota; Metazoa; Platyhelminthes; Trematoda; Opisthorchiida; Opisthorchiidae. The transcript has 8 exons. The record is from RefSeq and is a predicted model, not a curated record. Bases 1 to 1557 code for a protein of 518 amino acids.